AUCGGAGAUGAAAUUCUGAUUGUGCGAUGUGGUGGUUUCAGCAUCUUGAAAUCAAAUGUACAUUAAGGAUAUGAUCUGGAGACCUGCCAGUGUAAAGAACUUGCAGAGGAUUUAACAGUUGGAUUUAACAGUUGAAACAGAAGUUUAAGUGAUUUCCCACAUAAAAAAGCUUAAUCAAGGAGAAUGAGAGGAGCUGUGCUUGUGGCCGUUGCUGCCACAAUUGGCAAUAUGUUGCAGGGAUGGGACAAUGCAACAAUAGCAGGGGCAGUUUUUUACAUAAAAAGGGAAUUUAGUUUGGAAACGCAGCCUACCCUAGAAGGGCUGAUUGUAGCCAUGUCACUAAUUGGAGCCACUCUUAUCACAACAUUCUCUGGACCAGUAUCAGAUUCAGUUGGGCGGCGCCCUAUGAUUAUUGCCUCAUCAGUUCUCUAUUUUCUUGGCGGUAUAGUGAUGUUUUGGUCUCCGAAUGUCUAUGUCCUGCUUAUUGCAAGGCUUAUAGAUGGAUUUGGAGUUGGUCUUGCUGUCACUCUUGUCCCUCUCUAUAUAUCUGAGACCGCCCCAUCAGAGAUAAGGGGCUUGCUGAAUACCCUUCCACAGUUCACUGGUUGUGUUGGAAUGUUCUUCGCGUACUGCAUGGUUUUUGGAAUGUCAUUGUUGGAUGCUCCUAGCUGGAGAUUGAUGCUCGGGGUUCUCUCUAUACCAUCUGUAGUAUAUUUUGCAUUGGCAGCAUUCUUUCUGCCUGAAUCUCCUAGGUGGCUCGCGAGUAAAGGUCGGAUGGAAGAGGCUAAACAUGUUUUACAGAGAUUACGUGGAAGGGAAGAUGUCUCAGGUGAAAUGGUCUUAUUGGUUGAAGGACUUGGAACCGGAGCUGACACAACUAUAGAAGAGUACAUAAUUGAGCCAGACAACGAGAUUGCAGGCGAUCCAGAUCAUGUAGAGAAAGAUAAAAUUAAAUUAUACGGUGCUGGACAAGGCCAGUCAUUGGUUGCCAAAGCUGUGAGAGGGCAGAGUAUGCUCGGUGUGAUGUCUCGUACCGGAAGCAUGGCAGUCCGGAGUGCUUCUAUGAUGGACCCUAUGGUCACUCUGUUUGGCAGUGUUCAUGAGAAGCUUCCAGAGAUGGGAAGUAUGCUCUUUUCACAUACAGGAAGCAUGUUGAAUGUGCCUGAACAGCCUGUCAAUGACCAAUGGGACGAAGAGAAUCUUCACAGAGAGGGUGAUCACCACUAUUCUGAUGCUUCUGGGGGAGAAUCUGAUGAUAACGUAAGAAGCCCAUUGCUCUCGCGCCAAACUAGCACAGCAGAGAGGGAAGGAGGUGCUGCUGCGGCCUCCAAGAGCAGCUUAUAUAGCUUACGGCAUCAUAGCAGCCUCUUCCAAGGAAAUGCAGGGGAAGCGGUGAGCAGCAUGGGUAUUGGUGGUGGUUGGCAUUUAGCAUAUAAAUAUGCGGGGAGGAAAGGUCAUGACGGAAAGAAGGGAGGACUUAGAAGAAUCUACUUGCACCAGGAAAGUAACCCAAUAUCACGGCGUGGUUCUAUUCUAUCACCUUCUGGUGCUGAUAUGACUGCAGGAGAUGCAGUUCAUGCAUCUGCUCUUGUUAGCCAAUCUGUCCUUCAUGUAGAAAAUCUCCCUGGUCAGCACCCAGUGGGAGCAGCAAUGACUCAACGACCUAAAUCUGCCAAGGGAGGACCAAGUUGGAGUGAUCUUCUCGAACCAGGUGUGAAGCAUGCACUGAUUGUUGGAGUAGGAAUUCAAAUACUUCAACAGUUUUCUGGCAUCAAUGGGGUGAUGUACUAUACACCUCAAAUUCUUGAUCAAGCAGGUGUGGGAAUUCUUUUAUCUGACUUGGGUAUUAGUUCAGAGUCCGCUUCGUUCCUCAUAAGUGGACUCACAACCUUGUUGAUGAUUCCAAGCAUUGCUGUUGCCAUGAGACUGAUGGAUAUUGCAGGAAGAAGGUUUCUGCUGCUGGGUACCCUUCCAGUCCUACUAGCUUCACUCGUUCUCCUUGUGCUGGCAAACACCAUUAACUUAGGUUCUGUCCUCCAUGCAAUUAUCUCAACUGUUUGUGUUAUCGUUUACUUCUGUUUCUUUGUCAUGGGCUUCGGACCUAUCCCCAAUAUUCUCUGCUCUGAAAUCUUUCCCACACGUGUUCGUGGCCUUUGCAUUGCCAUAACUGCUCUGACAUUUUGGUUUGGGGACAUUCUAGUCACGUACUCUCUUCCAGUUAUGCUCAACAGCGUUGGCCUUUCCGGUGUUUUUGGCUGUUAUGCUUUUGUAUGCGCUAUUGCAUGGAUCUUUGUGUACAUGAAAGUGCCUGAAACAAAGGGUAUGCCACUUGAAGUCAUUACAGAAUUCUUUGCUGUGGGAGCUAAACAAUCUGACAUGUCUACAUAGAAAGAGCUUAUGUUUCAAGUUUGAUGCUGAGAGCGCUGGCAACGUUUUUGAGAUAACUCUAAAGUGCUAAUUGGUGGUUGUCUGGAGGAAGAAAAAUAAUUUUCAGCCAUUGUCGGAUAUCUAAAGCAGUGUCAUCCUUUCUAUAUUUUUUCUGUAUACGUUUCUGUACUGAGUUGGUGUCUGGCCUUUCCUGUCUGAGCUUUUAAGUGUGGAUAACUUGUUCAACUGUGCUUCUGAUGAGUAACUAUUUUAGCCAUUGCUUU
Daucus carota subsp. sativus is the source of this 2651-nucleotide messenger RNA. RefSeq names its product monosaccharide-sensing protein 2. The transcript has 5 exons. Gene Ontology annotation, cellular component: membrane. The coding region runs from base 184 to 2388 and encodes 734 amino acids. Gene Ontology annotation, molecular function: transmembrane transporter activity. The record is from RefSeq and is a predicted model, not a curated record. Gene Ontology annotation, biological process: transmembrane transport. NCBI's taxonomy places the organism in Eukaryota, Viridiplantae, Streptophyta, Magnoliopsida, Apiales, Apiaceae.